AUGCGUGCGUGGGGCGCGUUUGUGGCAUUCGCGAUGGCUGCGCUCGUGGGAGCGAAGGAGCCACCUAAGUCGCUUAUGAUCGGAGUCAAGUACCGCCCAGAGUUUUGUCCAUUCAAAUCGCAGGACGGCGAUCAGGUUCAUGUGCAUUAUACGGGACGCUUGUGGGAAGGCAAGAAGUUUGACUCAUCAUAUGACCGUGGCGAGCCACUGCCUCUGAAGCUCGGCGCUGGCGCGGUCAUUGCCGGCUGGGAGCAGGGUCUUAGGGAUAUGUGUAUUGGCGAGAAGCGCAAGCUGCAAAUUCCACCUGAACUUGGCUAUGGCAGUAUGAAUCUGGGCGAUAUCAUUCCUCCAGAUUCGACGCUUGUGUUUGACGUGGAGCUGGUCGACAUCAAUGGUCAGAGCGCCUAUGUGCAGCCGGAAAGCCACGAGGACUUGUAG
This is a messenger RNA of Malassezia globosa CBS 7966, 438 nucleotides long. RefSeq lists its product as uncharacterized. Gene Ontology annotation, biological process: protein peptidyl-prolyl isomerization. The coding region runs from base 1 to 438 and encodes 145 amino acids. Gene Ontology annotation, molecular function: peptidyl-prolyl cis-trans isomerase activity. The transcript has 2 exons. Gene Ontology annotation, cellular component: endoplasmic reticulum. The record is from RefSeq and is a predicted model, not a curated record. Lineage: Eukaryota; Fungi; Basidiomycota; Malasseziomycetes; Malasseziales; Malasseziaceae.